CAGAGAACAAACUAGACAGACGAGCAGCGCAAAAAGCCGCCCCACACUCAAAGAGAGGGUUAAAACCUGAGCCAUCUCCUGGGUUUUGCAGCUGGUGAGACCUGUUGGAUUUUAUUGCUCAGAUCCAGCAAUUUUAUUUUCAUUUAAUGAAACGACUUUUUGCAACAAGUCAGACCUGAGCAUAACUUUAAAUGAAUUUUGCACUGGAUUUUAUCUCUUCUUUAGAUUGUUAUGCGUGUGCGUAAUUUUGGGGACAGUUUCCUGGAAGUUCAAAGAGGCGAGGUAGCUUAUAGUGGAAAAACCUUUUAAGGAUUUACUUGCUUCCUUGUAGAGACUUGUCAGUUUUUCUUUCCACUUACCGGAAUUCAGUUAUAUGAUGUGGUUUUUACACAUUUCCAUUGGUUUUAUUCUGUGCGUCGGCUCGGCGCACAGCGCCUGGGAGGAGUGCACCGUGGUGCCGGUCAGACUAGACCCGAGCUCCUGGUCGGAGAACAGACCCGAACCGUGGCGGACUCUCUCUGCAGAGGAGAAGGAGAAGGAGGCGGAGAUGAGGGUGUAUCGAUUGGACGUAUUUGGCAGGGAGUUGGUCUUGCAGCUCGAACUCGACCAGACUUUCUUGGCUCCGGGUUUUGUCUUCCACAUUGUAGGUAGUCCCGAGUCCGAACAGGCAUCCAAGAGCGGAGCCGAGCCUGGUUGUUUCUUCUCGGGCACGGUGAAUGGAGAAGAACACUCCGCCGCAGCUCUCAACCUUUGCCACGGACUCAGGGGCGGAUUCUACUUUCAAGGUGAAGAGUACUUAAUCCAACCGCUCAACUCGAGUGAUUUCCUGGGCACUGAGGAAGAUGUCCAUAUCAUCCGCCGGAGAGGUCGGGCAGCUUUGGCUGAGGAGGGGAGCUCCAAAUGUGGGGUCAAUGAAGACGAAGAGAGGGUGCCAAAGAAUCUGGGGGGAGAAGCCAAACACAAAGCCGCUAAUGGAGACCAGACAGCCCACCACAGGACCAGGCGUUUUGUUUCCAGCCCUCGCUACCUUGAGAUCAUGCUGGUAGCUGACCAAUCCAUGGCUGAGUUCCACGGCGCUGGGCUCAAACCCUACCUCCUGACAAUCUUGGCAGUGGCAUCCCGCCUCUACCGUCACCCUAGUAUCCACAACUCCAUCAGCCUGGCGGUGGUGAAGCUGCUGGUGGUGUAUGAGGAGGAGCGAGGCCCUCAGGUGUCAUCUAAUGCUGCUAUGACCCUCCGAAACUUCUGUCAGUGGCAACGGCAGCACAAUCCACAGAGUGACCGCCACCCUGAGCACUAUGACACGGCUGUGCUUUUCACCAGGAUGGACCUAUGUGGUGCCCACUCUUGCGACACUCUGGGCAUGGCAGAUGUUGGCACAGUAUGUGACCCCAAUAGAAGCUGCUCAAUUAUUGAAGAUGAUGGACUGCAGGCAGCAUUUACUGUGGCCCAUGAACUCGGCCAUGUCUUAAACAUGCCUCAUGAUGAUGCCCAGCUGUGCUCUGGCGUCAAUGGUGCCCACUGGGGCUCUCACAUGAUGGCUUCAACACUGUCCAACCUGGACCAGCAGCAGCCAUGGUCCCCCUGCUCCGCCCUCAUGGUCACCACCUUCCUGGAUAACGGUCAUGGUCAGUGCUUGCUGGAUAAGCCAGUCAAACCUCAGCCGUUGCCCCAGCCCCUGCCUGGGAUAGUCUAUGAUGCAGACCAUCAGUGUCGGCUCACCUUUGGUGAAGAUGCUCAGCACUACUCGAACCUGAGCGCCACGUGUGCAGCUCUGUGGUGCAUUGUGACUUCAUCCAAUGGUUUGCUGGUGUACCAGACCAAGAAUUUCCCCUGGGCUGAUGGGACGCCAUGCGGGCAUGAUAGCUACUGCCUGGCUGGACAGUGUCUCACUAAGAGCCAGGCUGCCAAACACCAGACUCCUGUCAAUGGUGGCUGGGGAGUGUGGGGUCCCUGGGGAGACUGCUCGCGGACCUGCGGUGGAGGGGUUCAGUACUCAUUCCGUGCCUGUGACAACCCUUUGCCCAAGAACGGAGGCAAGUACUGUGAGGGCAAGAGGAUCCAGUACCAUUCCUGUAACACGGAAGCCUGCCCUAAUUCCAAUGGCCUGUCUUUCCGUGAGGAACAGUGCCUGGCUCACAACGACAUGUCAGCCCAAGUAUCACUGGGUUCAGGCGACGGUGUUGAGUGGGUGCCCAAGUAUGCUGGAGUUUCACCCAGAGACCGCUGCAAGCUGGUGUGUCGGGCCAAAGGGACCGGGUACUUCUUUGUCCUCAAAUCUAAGGUGGCUGAUGGCACACCCUGCAGCCCAGACUCCACCUCAGUUUGUGUUCAAGGCCAGUGUGUCAAGGCUGGAUGUGAUCAUGUCAUUGGCUCUAACCAGCGUUUUGAUAAGUGCGGUGUCUGUGGUGGAGAUGGUUCUACCUGCAAAAAAGUGUCAGGUUCUCUGGAGCAUGCCAGGCCUGGUUACCAGGAUGUUGUAACUAUGCCUGCUGGUGCCACCCACCUGGAUGUCAAACAACGUGCCCCAGCCAAUGGUCGUCAUGACAACAGCUACUUGGCAGUGCGUCGCCAGGAUGGAACGUAUCUGUUAAAUGGCGAUUACAAACUGAUGACCAUGGAAACGGACAUCAUUCUGCGCGGGUCACUGUUGCGAUACAGUGGCUCCUCCGCCACCCUAGAGCGCCUCCGGAGCUUUGCCCCCCUCCCUGAGCCCAUCAUCAUUCAGGUACUGUCUGUAGGAGACACUCCAAGGCCUCGGGUUAAGUACAGCUAUUUCGCCCCUAGACCCAACAAUGCUGCUUCCAUCUCUAACAAGAGUGGGGCCCGCCGACAGUCCAUCAAUGCCAUUCGAAAGAUGGUUGGAGCGGAGUGGACCCUGAGAGAGUGGGGUCCAUGUUCCCAGACCUGUGGAGGAGGCACACAACAGAGAGAGGUGGUGUGUCUGGACCCCCAUGGCCAUCUCUCCAGAGACUGUCCUGAGGAGCUGCGCCCCUUAGCCUCAAGGUCCUGUUCUUCCCAGCCCUGCCCAUCCUGGCUUCUCGGAGAAUGGUCAGUAUGCUCCAAGAACUGCGGCCGUGGCUUCCGCAAACGUCAACUAAGCUGCAUUGACCAUGAUGGGCGCACACUAACCCACGACAGCUGUGACUCCAAAGACCGGCCACGACCCCUACUGGAACUGUGCAAUCAGGGUGCCUGUUAAGGACUGCUUCCACAAUCAUAACCUCCUGUCAUCCACCCACUGUUCAGAAAGACAUCAGAUAAGACUUUUGAUCUUCCUCCCUUGAUCUGCCUGCUUUGCCAAAGAGGGUGAUGAAUGUGUACAUCAAGACCAAAGAGUGCUACAGGUUUCCCUGGGUUUCAUGUAGUCUAACAGGCCUGCAUGUCAAUGUGUCCACACUGACUGGGACUGUAACUCACAAAUUUUGCCCCUUUCCUCCAUCUAUUUGGGGCCAGAUGUUGAACCACCUAACUGAAGCAACAGAGACUGAUUCUAGCAGUGGCACGUUUUGCCUCCCAGUAAUGGGAUGAAAGCAUGGAUGUUUCUGAUUUCCUAAAAGAGCAUGCUACUUACCAUGCCAUUGUCAUGUCUGUGUGUGCGGGAUCCGAGGCUGUGUAUGUGUCUGUGUGUGUGUCAGAUUUUAAUGCAUUUAUAUGUUUGUCCAAGCUGGGCUGGACAGACACAUAAGGGUUGGGGUGAGGAGAUUAUUUCAGAACAUAUAAAGAAACAAAUAAACGAGAAUAGCUCAUAUUCUACUUGCCAUCAGGUAUGGAAAAGAAGCUAGGUCAUAGCUAUAGUGUUUAUUUUCAAACUUGCCAGUCUACAUUUAUUUAUCACAGACCUGUAGCACUUCAUUUUUGUUUUUGCCAGCGGCACAUCGUAACAGCCAGUUGCCUCUAAAUGUCUCAAUACACCAUACUCUGUCCUUUAGCCAUAUCUUGCCCUUGGAUACACAGCCAUCGACAUGGGACCUUUUUGAAAAACCAAAGAAGAGUGUGCGAGUGUGUAUGUGUGCAUGAGGAGUGUGUGGAGACAUGAAGAGGGACUUGUCUCCUGCUACUACUUCAUAAGUAAGUGUCUCCUGCCUUCUGCGAAGGUACCUUGGUGUUUUUCUAUCAAAUGUUGUUUUACAGAAUAUCCAAACAUUAUUUAUUUUUGUACAGCCUGUUUAAAAUAUAAUCAUGUGGCUUUUUAAGAAUAUUAUUUUUAUUUGUUAUUGAGAUCACAGAAG
Monopterus albus (swamp eel) is the source of this 4232-nucleotide messenger RNA. It is a transcript of the gene adamts1, whose product is annotated as ADAM metallopeptidase with thrombospondin type 1 motif, 1. NCBI's taxonomy places the organism in Eukaryota, Metazoa, Chordata, Actinopteri, Synbranchiformes, Synbranchidae. Gene Ontology annotation, cellular component: extracellular matrix. The record is from RefSeq and is a predicted model, not a curated record. Gene Ontology annotation, molecular function: metalloendopeptidase activity; zinc ion binding. Gene Ontology annotation, biological process: extracellular matrix organization; proteolysis. The coding region runs from base 374 to 3202 and encodes 942 amino acids. The transcript has 8 exons.